Acinonyx jubatus (cheetah) is the source of this 12478-nucleotide messenger RNA. It is a transcript of the gene NHSL1, whose product is annotated as NHS like 1. Gene Ontology annotation, biological process: cell differentiation. NCBI's taxonomy places the organism in Eukaryota, Metazoa, Chordata, Mammalia, Carnivora, Felidae. The coding region runs from base 5619 to 10316 and encodes 1565 amino acids. The transcript is spliced from 8 exons. The record is from RefSeq and is a predicted model, not a curated record.
GGGCUUUGGGCCCAUUUAGGUGGGUAAAUUUUAGUUAGGAAAAACUGUCAUCUAGCAUCAGAGUCUAAGUCACAGUGCUAGCACUAUUAAAAUCAAAGCUUGAGUGAGUUUGUAAGCCUGAGAGCGAAAAAGUCAUUGUUCUUUUUUGUUGUUGUUGCUGCAAACAGGAAGAAAGACCUCCUGCUGGGGAGAUGGCAUUUUCUUUUAGACAGAAAGGAUAUUUCUCUGUUUGGAUGUGUUUUGUAUGCGUUUUGUCACAGCCAAAGUAGUUACAAGUUUAGUGUUAAGGAAACUUAAUGAAAGUAGGAACGGUUUACAGUUGUUAGCAUGAGUUCUGUCAGAGAAGUUUUCAUGAGAUAAGUUGCCCAUGUAAAGGAUCAGCAUGAAUGGAAAGAGGGAAUCGAUUCUCUCUCUUCCUUUAAGCUUUAAUGUGUGAAUUCAGGAAUGGAUUUAAUUUUACUGUAGAGCAUGCUUCUUGUUCUAGCUAUGUAUAGAUGAUAGUACUUCCUAAGUACCGUAAGAUGGUGAACAUAUGAGUAUAUGUAGAGAUUCCCUGAUUAGUUAGGGAGUGUUUUCUCUUUUUAGGCAAGUGUUUUUCCUUCAAACUCUAUUUUUGUUCUGACUCUUGCCUUCAUGUAAUUAGUUUAGACGUUAGAGAGUGUGUUUGUCUAUGAGAUUGUUGGACUGGAAGAGUUAAAAUUAAUUUCCUUGGAACUGGGGUAGACUCUUUUGUUCGUAUCUUUCAGCGUAUGUCAUUCCGUUGAUGGAAAAUUCUUGACAGCUUUUCAAUUUUGGGACAUUAAGUGAUCCUGGCUUUACUCACUUUGCUGAUUUCUCCUUUGUCCACAAAGCCUAUUAAUGAGUUAGAGACAUGGAUUCUGUAGUUUGCACUUUUACAGUUUUAACUCUGAUUUGACACCUUAAAAACCAGCAACGUCUUUGAUAGUAAACUUUGAGCUUGGUAUGUUUGUUUCUAUGGUUUUUACACAUUUGAUGAAAGCAAGGGGGUAAGAACAAACCAGGACAUCACAUUUUCCUCUCCCUAAGAAUUCAAUUCGUUCUUGCUAUAGAGAGUAUCUAUCUAGUUGCAGUGGAUUUCUAAAGAGCUCUGUAAGAGUGAAAUGAAUUCGGAUAGUUCUGAAAAGUAAUUUUAGAUGAAAUGAGUUAUGAGCUCUUGUGAUGCUGUUUGUUAAAAAAAUGUGUUUGCUCAAAAAAAAAAAGUAUAACCAUGAAGAGCCAGAAUUUAGUAUUAUGGGAGGAGGGUGUAUGCUAGCCUAGUGUAAUUUCCAGAGUAGUUGAAAUCAUGAUGAUCUAAUGAUAGCUUGAGGUUUAGGAUUUUUAAUUGAAUGCAGGUGUGGAGUUUUGCAGGGUAUGACUUCUGCAGCUUCAACAUAUUUGUCUCCACCUAUUCCCAUAACAGCCAUUUCAUUUUAUUAAAGAAUCUAUCAAUUUCAUGGACUCUUACUUUCCGUGGUAACUUAGGAAAUUUUAGAAAGUCAAGUGAAUGGCAUGUGAUGACAAGCGAGUACUUUUGUGCUGAAGAGUGCGUUCUAAUCAGGAAUCCACAAUCCCCUUUAAAGCUCACUCUCUGAUCUCCCAGCAGCCAGGACACACAGUUGACAUUUGGCUCUCUUCCCGUGACUUAUAGCCUUUUGAUUUACAGUAAUGAUUUGUCAGCUGCCCUUUGUGCUUCAUACGAGGCAAACACAUGAUGAAGGAAUAGCGAGUGAGGUUGCACACAGGAGUAUGAAGGGCUCCUUGAGGGUGCUUUGUGUUCCUACUGUGUCUGUGUUUCCCUCUGUCAGAGACUUUUUCAGAGGCUUCCAUUAAUUAGCCUGUGUCUGUGGCCAGCUGAGGUUCUAGGGGCUAUUGAGUCUGUGGUUUAGCAUUGACGUUAAAGGAAAGACGAUUGCCCUUCUUUUGGGUAAGUCAUGUUCCUGAGUAUUUCUUUUAAUUGUUGAAAGAAAACAUUCACAUCAGAUGGUCUCCCACACUGCUGCAGGGUUUCCUUUUCUCCAUUUAGACUAUUUUUUUUUCUAAAGUCAUGUCUACUCAGUUUUUGCUUGGUUUGGUGCUAGAGAAAGUAACUUCUUGGAAGAGAGAUGUCAUCUCUGUCAUUUCUGUUGGCUGUGAUAAUUCACAUGGUUUCAAUUUCUCUCUAUUAUUGCCAUUGAAGCAGUUCAGAAUCGUUCACUCCACCCAAUUCAUUUUAUAUGAGCAGCAUCUGAGCUCCCACUCUCUGGGAGGAUGCUCUCUUGGGUUCUGCCAAGGUCCCUGUGGUUAACAAAGCCAUGGUGUGUUGUUCCUUCACUAUGUAGUCAGUGAUGUCCUGUGGUCUAGGAAGUGCGUUUCCGGCUCAUCAAAUAAUAUGAUUAACAGCAAACCACCAUGCAUAUAUUAGAAACCAUUCAUGGAUUAUUCUGUUGAAACUAUUAGAAUAACAUAUUUUUACCACGAAUCCUGGGUGGAACACAAGUUUGUCUGAGAUGAUUCAGAAUGCAGAUUUCUUAAUUAGAGCACAUCAGCUUCCUCUUUGUAAAUAUUAAUUAUCUUUGUAGUGGCACCUCUAACUGUGAAGACUGAUUUCUUCCUUUCAGUUUCCAGUCCAUCACAGACAGAUAUUUUGUAAGACGACAUUAUGUGCUGCGUGAUGUCACCACGGUGUCACACAGCUAUAGAAGUGAAGCAUUUUCUCUUGUUUCUUGUAGCAGACCGAUAGCAAAGCAUUGGCCACCUGACACCGAUCCUAGAGUUUCUGUAACAAAUUACCAGUAGGUACGUGGCUUAAAACAGAAAUUUCUCCUCUCAUAUUCUAGAUGCUAGAAUCCAAAAUCAAGGUGUUGUUAGGGUCAUGUUCCCCGUGAAGCCUCUUGAGAAUCUUUUUUUUUUUUUUUUUUUUUUUUGGGCUUCUACCAGUUUCUGGUGGCCUUGGGUAUUUCUUGGCUUGUGGUUGCAUCUCUGGCUCUGUUUUCACAUGGCCUUCUUCCUGGGGUAUCUCUGUAAUUAAAAAAAAUGUUUUUUUCAUGUUCAUUUAUUUAUUUAGAGAGAGUGCCUACAUGUGCACACGAGUGGGGGAGGGACAGAGAGAGGGAGGGAGAGGAUCCCAAGCAGACAGCGCAGAGCCCAACAUGGGGCUCGAUCCCACAAACCAUGAGAUCGUGCCCUUCAGCCAUCCGGGUGCCAGUAUCUUUGUAAUUUUUAUAAAAAAACACAUGUCAUUGGAUUUCAGGUCUACCCUAAUCCAGUAUAUGACCUCAUCUUAACUGAUUAUAUCUGCAAGGAUUCUCUUUCCUAAUAAGGCCACAUUCUGAGGUUCCUGGUAGGUAGGCAUGGAUUUGGGGGGGAGGGGGACACUGUUUAACCCUUUAGAGUAGACUGGGCAUAAAAUCACUUUGAUUGAAGGUAACCUUAUAGGGGGUGUAUUGAAUGGAAAGCUGCACUGUAAGAAUGCCUCUCCAGCGUAGCUGCUUGGGGAUGCACUUGAAACUUAAGUUUGAGACGGGUUUGUCUGGGCAGGUAGAAGGGUCAAGAAUGUGCCCACUGUGAUCAGUCACGCAAGAGAAAAUGUUGCCUUUUUCUUUCCUAGAAAUGAUCAAGUUUUCUUCAUUGAACGCUUGCCCUCCUGAGAAAGGGGAAAAUAAAAAACAAAGUUGAGCUUGGUUUACUGCAGUCAACUCAGUGCGAUCCAAAAUUUAAACAGUUGCAUUAGAUAGCUCAGUCUGUUGGAUGACUCAGUCUUUCAGAAUUCUCCCAUUAUCCUCCUUCUCUCCAAAGUGGAUUUUGUUGCUAAGUCGUCCCCUUAUUAAUGUAACACAAGUGAUGCAUGCAAAGUUACAUACUCUUGAAGCAUUGGCUUAUUUGUUACAUAAUUUUUAAAAUUGUCAAGCAAGAUACCUCUCUGUAGUUGAGUUCAAAAAAUAAAGUGUUGUUUUAAAAAUGUCAUUCUCAAUGUGGAAAGGAAUCAUCAUAAUCCUUUUGUGGUCUAAGAAUAAUUUCAGUAUGUUUUAUGAGCAUCAUAGACUUUAGUUUCUGAAUUUAGUAUGGGGUUUUACUUAGUCAACAUUCUCUCCAGGGAUUUUAAACCUGGCUUUGGUGUUGGACUAGAUUCUUUCCCUUUCUCAGCUCUUCUUGUCAGGCAAGAUCUAGAAAUCCAGUUUCAUGGAUUGGAAAUGGAGUGGGUGUACCCCAGCUGCCUGCAUGCUCAGCGUGGUAGGGUCCUGUCUUUAGCCUUUUCUGCUUCACAAGUUACAGACAGACUUAGGAAAGCCUUUAGGUUGUCUAAUAAUAGCAGAGAGUUAUGUUGGAGAUUACAGCUAUGAACUAUCUCAGGCAUGUGCUUCUGCUCCCACGAGGGCCGUUCAUACUAGAAACUCGGCUCUCUCCCUCCUCGUGCACCCUGGAACAGACCACAGGCUGCUUUCCAGUUGUCUUGUGUAUGUUGUGCAUGUAAAAGAAUUCCUUAGAUUCUUUUCUUGGCAGCAUUUGGAAAAUAAUGUCUGGAAUCAGAAACAGAUUUGUUAUUUCUGUGCUGAAACAAGUGCAUUUUUCAAGUUAGCUAGCAAGUAACCAUUUGCUCUGGAAGGUUCCCCACCCCUUCUUAAGUCAGUAUUAAACUGUCAAGUAAGCACUGAGCAAAGUUUAUGCUAUUUUGCUAUUUGACUCUGAGCGUCACUUUGAAUGACUUUGAUAAUCAAAAUGCAAAGUGACCUUGAGAAUAUUGCAUCUUUUUGAAUCUGGGUAUUUUACUACUCAUACAUUGAGAUUUUGAGAUUUACUUAAAUUAGCAGCAGCUUUUAGAACUAUAGUCCUGCAGGUCUUUCCUAUUUCCCCCCUCUUCUUUCAUUUAAAAAUUGCAUAUAAUUGUUAGUCAAUAACCGACAGCUACCACGGGGAAUUCACAUUUGCUCAAUCUGCAAUUUAAAGUAGCACUUUUAAUAAACACACUGGUGAUAUCAUGCAUUUUUCAAACUGGCUGGCAAAGCCCUUGAAAUUUAAUAAACCAAACAAAGCUAGCCCUUUAUUGCCUUUGUCUUUCCCUUGAAAACUUUAUCAUGCUUUCUGGUUCUUUCUUCCUUGUCCUACUAAUCAAAAUCUUGCUUUUAAAUAUGUUAAAGGAAGGAGAAGCCAGAUCACCAUGCUGAAUAGGUGAUAUAAUACAAACUAGGAGGUGCUGUCCUUAAGGAAUGAAAAAAGCAGUCGACCGAGCCUUGCUGCCUAAAGCUCACAGGCUGGGGGUCUGCUUAUUUCUGGAGCAUGCUCUGUGCAAAAAUAGUGCUCUGGGUAAUUUGGUGGAACUGAAUCAAAUGACUUGAAUUCCCAAAAGCACUGGCAGCGGUUUUGGUUAAGUUCUCCAUUUUAAUACCUCCUGUUCCCUUUUUACCUUUUCUUGUUUCCUCUUCUUUCCUGUCUUUUCUAGUUUUUUUUUUUUUUUUCUUUCCCCCUCUUAUCCUCUUCUGAUUGCCCACUGGGGGAGCUGUAUCAUACCUCAGCCGGAUUGAACUCCCUCUAGUUACAGAGGUGUGAUCGGCAGUCUGCACACGCGUUAGUAAAGAUGACAUAGUUAAUAGACGAAGGCAAAUGGAUCAGUGUGAUGAAGGCAGUUUACCACUCGGGACACCAUGUCACCACCAUCAGCCAGCCACAAAGCUGUUUCCAACCUAGACGAGGAGAGUAGAUGGACAGUCCACUACACGGCCCCAUGGCACCAGCAGGAGAACGUGUUCCUUCCCGCCACGAGACCGCCCUGUGUGGAGGACCUGCACCGCCAGGCCAAGCUCAACCUCAAAUCAGUAUUGAGGGAAUGUGAUAAGCUGAGGCGGGAUGGCUACCGAAGUUCACAGUACUACUCCCAGGGGCCGACCUUUGCAGCCAGUACCAACCCCCUCUGCGAUGAUUAUCAAAACGAAGAUGAAGAAACAGAUCAAAAGUGUUCUAUUUCUUCAUCAGAAGAGGAAAGACUCAUUUCCAUCAGGAGACCUAACACGCCAACCUCAAGUGACUUCUCUGACCUUCAUACUCAAACGAACUGGACCAAGUCACUUCCUUUGCCAACGCCAGAAGAGAAGAUGCGACAGCAAGCCCAAACAAUCCAGGCUGAUGUGGUUCCCAUUAAUAUAACUGGGGAGAAUUUCGAUCGCCAGGCCAGCCUUCGGCGGUCUCUAAUUUACACAGACACUCUGGUAAGACGACCGAAGAAAGUCAAAAGGAGAAAGACUAUUACAGGAGUCCCUGACAACAUACAGAAGGAGCUAGCAUCAGGCACCGGCCAGGAUGAGGUCGGUGCUCACUCAGUGUAUACCCCAGACCACUACUCCACACUAGGAAGGCUUGACAGCUCUCGGGCUGCUGGGCAGCGCUCAGAAACCAGGGACUCCAGCUGUCAGACCGAGGAAGUGAAAGUUGUACCACCUUCCAUGAGAAGAAUCAGGGCACAGAAGGGGCAAGGCAUCGCCGCCCAGAUGAGCCACUUCUCAGGCUCCUCUGGGAACAUGUCUGUGCUGAGCGAUUCCGCGGGUAUCGUGUUCCCUUCCCGCCUCCACAGUGAUGCUGGUUUCCACAGCCUUCCACGUUCUGGAGCAAGGGCAAACAUCCAGUCCCUCGAGCCACGGCUGGGUCCCCUGGGCCCUGCGGAAGACCUGGAUGGCACGCGCCCCUACCAGAGCGGGAACCCACAAGUAGAUGAAAACCUAGGACACUUAGGAGGUGCCUCGAGGACCGGAACACUUUUGAGGCCCAAGUCCCAGGAGCUGAGGCACUUUGAGAACGUGAUUAGCCCAGCGUGCGUGGUUUCUCCUCACGCAACCUAUUCCACCAGCAUCAUCCCAAACGCCACGCUCUCGUCGUCACCGGAGGUCAUUAUUAUUCACGCUGCUCACAGUCCAGGACAGCUGGACGGUAAAAUUACCAGCUCCUGUUCAUACCUGAAGGCAAAAUCCAGAGAGCACCUCCUGUCCAGGCAUGCUAGUAAAGAGGGCCAUCAGUCUCACGGCGGUCACUGGACUGAGGGUCACCCCACUGUUCUUUCCCAGGCCCUAGAUCCCCAUCCCCCCAGUGCAGCCAUGCUGUCCUCCCUCUGUGAUUCAGCGGUCUCUCUAAAUACUCCAGCUAGUCGGGAGAAUGGAUCCCAAGCCAUGACCUACGACUGUAAAAACAACCUGGGCUUUCCAGCGCACGCCCAGGAUGUGGAUGGCAAAAGCGAGUCCAGUUUUUCCGAGGGCGGGGGGCACGGCAGCUCGGAGCCCUGGGAAUACGGCGCCGCGGGUAACGGACGGGCAUCGCCACUGAAGGCACGUGCGGCAACUCCCGGCUUCUCCACUCCCGGAAGUAACAUGAGCAGCUGCAGUUUGGAUCAAACGUCGACCAAAGAUGAUGCCAGGUCCCUGUAUUCAGAGGAGCACGAUGGCUUCUACGCAUCUAUGCACCCCGACGCCGGACACGGAUCUGGAAACCUGUGCAAUAGCAGCGAUGGCUUCGGGAACCCCAGGCACAGUGUGGUCAAUGUUUUUGAUGGGCGAGCUCGGAAGAGCCAAGGGGACCGGCCGCGUGACCAUGACAAGUCCCUUUCGCGUAACAUCUCUUUGAAGAAAGCGAAGAAGCCGCCCCUGCCACCCUCCCGGACGGACUCCCUGCGCAGGGUUCCCAAGAAGGGCGUGCAGGCCAACGGACAGGCGCUGAAUGAGAGCCUGAUCGCCUCGCUUCAGCACUCGCUGCAGCUGAACCUCCCGGGCAAGGCCAGGGGCGGCAGCUCGCCCUCGCAGAGCCCCUGCAGCGACUGUGAAGAGCCCUGGCUGUCCCGCUCCCGCAGCCAGAGCACGGUGAGCGCGGGCAGCAGCAUGACCUCGGCCACCGCCCCCAACGUGUACUCCCCGUGCGGGGCCACGCCGUCGCAGAGCGACACGAGCAGCGUCAAGUCCGAGUACGCGGACCCCUGGGGGUACUACAUUGACUACACGGGCGCGCAGGAAGACCCCGGGAUCCCCGGCGGGGGCUGCCCCGGCGGCAGCGGGGCGCCGGCCGGAGACGGGCCAGCCUGCCAGGUCCAGGAGGGCUCCGGGACCGCGAUGCCCCAGGUGCCCGGUGGCGCCGUCAAACCAAAGGUCACGUCACCGGAGAAGUCCCACAGAGUCACUUCUCCAUCCAGUGGGUAUUCCAGCCAGUCGAAUACACCCACAGCGCUCACCCCUGUGCCUGUGUUUUUAAAAUCCGCGUCACCAGCAAACGGGAAGGGGAAGACCAAGCCCAAGGUGCCAGAGAGGAAGUCCUCCCUGGUAUCUUCAGUGUCCGUCUCCUCGUCGUCCACCUCCCUGUCUUCCAACACUUCCACGGAAGGAAGCGGGACGAUGAAGAAGCUGGAUUCUGCGCUGGCCUCUCCCCUUGCUGCCGUUCCUCUUCCCCCUCCCCCGCCUUUAGUAGACUCCCCCGAGGGCUCUCUGCCUCAGUCUCCCCUUUUCCCCCCUCCACCACCGGAAGCUCUCACUCCCUUCUGUCCCCUCCCUGGCCAGGGCUUUCCCCCUCCCCCCAGGGCACUUAGCCCCUUUCCUCUGGGUGCCUCGGCUUCCCUGCCGCCUCCCCCUGCCUCGGUACCCUCCUCAGCUCCCCCGCCUGCCCCACCCCUUGACCCCAAAUUGAUGAAAGAUGCCAGGCCUUCUUUCAAAAAAUCUGGCCAGCCCGAAUGCUCCUGGGAGGCCGGUAGGCAGCCCGCUAGCAAAGAGGAGGGCACUAGACCCCCCAUGCCCCUGAUAACCACUGAAGCAUUGCAGAUGGUACAGUUGAGGCCCGUGAAAAAGAACUCAGGAUCCGAGCAAGCACUGUUAUAUGAACAAGUAUCUCAGGAAACACUAACUCCGGUUGUUCCCCAGUAUCAUUUAAAGCCAUCUGCUUUCCUGAAAUCCCGAAAUAGCAUAAAUGAAAUGGAGAGUGAAAGCCAGACUGCCUCUGUGACAGGCUCGCCGCCGACUCCUGCCAAGAGCUUGAGUCAGGGUCACCAGGACGGUGAAGCCGAGCGUGGCCUCCUGAGCCGCAGCCCGGGCCGCGCCGCGGGGCCAGAGGCUGGGGCCGCCCCGCUCCAGGAGCCCCCCGGCCCGUCCCCCGGCAGGAAGCCACCCCCCAUUUCCAAGAAGCCCAAACUGUUCCUUGUGGUGCCACCUCCGCAGAAAGAUUUCACAGCGGAGCCCGCGGAGAACGUGAGCGGAGCAUCGCCCAGCCCCACGAGGGGAGAGGCAGCCGAGACUUGUAGAGCCGGGGCCGGUCCAGACGAGACCGGUCCUGGCGGCUCGGAUCUCGAGGGAGGGGCUGCAGCUCCCGCUUCCCCCGGCAGAGUGAGAGCCAAUGUCCCCAUGGUGCAGCCCGAUGUCUCGCCAGCCGCCAAGCAGGAGGAGCCAGGUGCCGAGAACAGUGCAGACGGUGGAGGCAGCGCGGAGAGCUGCCUGUCUCUACAGGACGGAGGGCCCGGGGUGCCAGAGCCGGACACAGGGGCUGCUUCCUCGGAGGCCUGCGACUUCCUUAGGGAAGAAGGGAGUGAGGAGGUGAUGACCCCCAGCAGACCCCGGACCACAGAAGACCUUUUUGCAGCUAUUCACAGAUCCAAGAGGAAAGUCCUUGGCCGUAAAGAUUCAGAUGAUGAUCACUCCCGAAACCAUUCUCCCUCCCCACCAGUGACACCCACUGGUGCUGCCCCCAGCCUGGCCUCCCCGAAGCAAGUGGGGUCAAUUCAGAGAAGUGUCCGUAAAAGCAGCACCAGCAGUGACAACUUCAAAGCUCUGCUGCUAAAAAAGGGGAGUCGGGCAGACACGAGUGCCCGCAUGUCUGCAGCCGAGAUGCUGAAGAACACAGACCCUAGAUUCCAGAGAUCAAGGUCAGAGCCUUCGCCAGACGCGCCCGAGAGCCCGUCAAGCUGCUCCCCAAGCAAGAACAGGCGGGCCCAGGAGGAGUGGGCCAAGAGCGAAGGUUUGAUGCCUCGGAGUCUGUCCUUUUCCGGCCCCCGGUACGGCCGCAGCCGAACCCCGCCUUCUGCGGCCAGCAGCAGAUACAGCGUGCGGAACCGGAUCCAGAGCAGCCCCAUGACCGUCAUCUCGGAAGGCGAAGGGGAAGCCUUGGAGCCUGUAGACAACCGGGCUCGCCGGGCCCCGGGUGCUGCGAGGGGAUGCUCCCUGGAUGGACCGGUGGGGGAUGAAACGGACAAGGGCAGCCUGCUCUGUGGCGGGGAGCUCGCCGCCUCGCCGCAGGCACAGGGUCCCGGCCCCGCCAACGGGACAGUCACGGCGGAGCGCACGGGUCCAUCAGAACGGUGUGGAGGUCGUCUGGGGGAAGAGAGCUAGGGACGAGAAUGUGAGUCUCCCAGGUAACGUGAGGGAGACGCACAACACCUCGCUCUAGGAGAUCUGACAGGUACCUUCCCUGCCUUGCCCGUGGAUCCCGCUCAGCGUUUGUGCUGUGGGCCCCGGGCGCUGCCAGCCCUACAGCGGAAGGGGGGUGUUAUUUAGGCCUCCCCUCGGCACUUGCCCUGUGGCUGAAAAGCAAGUAGAAGCUUAACUUCCAGAAGUGCUUCCUGGGGAAGAUUUCUUUUUUUUAUUCCUCCGAACGCCCUUUUUUUUUUUUUUUUUGACUAAAUGCUGGGUGGGUGUGUGUGUGUGUGGAAGGGUGUGUGUGUGUGUGCAUUUUGAACCCUUUUGUGUUAAAACACACGCGUGCGUGCGCUCACACACACAUACACACGCGCACACACACACAAACAGCAUGUACAGAAAUAGAAGGAAAGAUGGGUGGAAACAUGGAAUCUUCUGGACUAGGUGGGAAUUGCUUGAAAAGUAUUCUGUUUGGGGAAACUAGUGAGUUUCUGAAGAAAGAGGGGAGAGAACCAUUCAUUCUAAGAAAGAGGGGGCAUAUUGGCUGGUGCUGCAGAGGACAUGGGGUCCCGGCCCCGGCGUGCUUUCGAGGUGAGCUGUGUCGCGAUGAACCCAAAACGAUGGGAAAGGGCUAAAUGACUAAUGGGUUCAGGUACUUUUUCCUGGGGAAAAAAGGCUUGGUUUCGUGAACAUGACAAAUGUGGGGAAGUGGCAGGGCAGUCACUUGGAGCCUGCUCCGCUGCGGCCACAGACACACGCCUUCUGGCCUGAGUUUUAGACACGUGGGCAGUCUUUUCAUGACUUUCCUCCUUGAGUAGAGGCCAAGGCCUUCCUUGAGAACGAAGAUGACCGCGUGCGCGCACAGAGAGGGUGAGAGGGGACAGAAGGGAAGAGGGGCAAGUGAUAAAACGCUGCUGGAAGCUGUUUCCUGCUUAUGAAAUAAACUUAUUUUUCAGAAUUCCACUUGAAGACUUGCACUACAGAACUGUGGGUGGAGAUUUUCCUUUUACGGCCAUUUUUACAGAGUGUAAACUCGCAUUUGGCAAUUUCUUAUCGCUUGACAUGUCAACACUUGCUGACUUUUUUGGAUAUCCUUUUGGUGACACCAAAGAUAUAGGUAUGGCUAUUUUUCCUUGACCUGCCUACAUACAGUACUAUGCCCCCAUUUAGAAAGGUUUAUCAGAAUCUAUUCUAUAUUCUCAUACUUUGAAGAAAAUGCUGAAUACCUCUUGUUAGUCAAAUACACUAAUAAAAAUUGGCAGGGCUUGGCUAUUAAUUAACCCUGGGAAAUGAGAUUUUAGAUUAAAAAGAUUUUUUGCAUCAUUUGGUUUGUGAGUUUUUAUAUUUUUUAUAAGUAAUUGAGUUGGCUAAUUACCUUCUAAUCUUCUCCAGCUAGAAUUUUUAAUACUUAUAGGCGUGGGAGAAAAGUGUGUAAAGUAUUUAUUUUUACGUCCUACUCUUGUGCCCCCCCCCUCCCGCCCCCAUUCCCUCCCAACUGCCGUGUACCUGGACUCCUUUAUUUGUUGGUUACAUGAAACAAGCCUUGUCGCCUUCAUUAGAAGGACUUGAGACGACAACACGGAGAUCCUUGGCCCGUGUGCAGUACGGCUACCAGCGGUCAUCUCUUUCGGCAUAAAAACAUCAUCUAAACGUUGGACCGCACGGGCCAGACUAUCAAAAGGUUUAUUACACAUCACAACCGUAGACCCCCAUUUUAGACACGGCUUUGAGACAGAAACAAACCUAAGGAAUGAAGGCUUCUUCCAUCCUCUGAAGAAAACAAAACCCUUCUUUUCACACAGCCCGCAAUGAAGACCUGAUAUUUGGCCAAAGGCUAAAGGACUUUUCACCAUUUGGAGCUACCGUCUGCCGUGCUGGGCCCGAGGAUCUCCUCUUCUACAUUUUAGAAAAGUGGUGUUGGCUUCUGAAUAUGAAACCUCCUCGCUCCCUAAGCCCGAUUAGAAUGUACGUGAAUAUCAGACAACUUUAACUUAAUAUAUAAAUCAUUUAUGGCGAAGGUAAAGUAAAACAACAUCACCACUAAUUAUAAAACUAUUUUAAAAAUCCCCGUUUUUAAAGAAAAAGGAUACUAGGUUUGAAAAUUUGCUUUGAAUAAAACAAUUGUAAAGGAAAUA